Messenger RNA from Truncatella angustata, 1610 nucleotides. Its product is annotated as HSP20-like chaperone. Bases 245 to 1354 code for a protein of 369 amino acids. The record is from RefSeq and is a predicted model, not a curated record. Lineage: Eukaryota; Fungi; Ascomycota; Sordariomycetes; Amphisphaeriales; Sporocadaceae. The transcript has a single exon. Gene Ontology annotation, biological process: protein complex oligomerization; response to hydrogen peroxide; protein folding.
AUUGCGUAGGCAUGGAUGACCAUUAUGUCUCCGUUGUGAAUGCUAGCUAGUCUAGUUGAUUGCGUCCAACAUUUGCCAUUGUCAUGGGCCCUGUCAGUAUACGCAUGGCGAGUUGCCUGAACACUAGUAGUUGCAGUAGGUUUGAACAAGUAUAAGAUUCAGACUCCCCUUCCAUAUUCCUCCAUUCUUAUCCUGCACUCUCCACCAUUUACACUUCAUCACUACGAUAUCCAUACAUUACACAAUGGCAAACAAUAACAACAACAACCACAACAACACCCACGGACAACAUCCCUUCUGGGAUUUUGUUCAGUCAUUCGACGCCAAUGGCCAACAAGGCACAGGAGCGGGUGUUGACCACGCUGCAUCAGGCCCCUCCCCCGGCCCUGGGUUUGGCUUUCCCUUUGGCGGCCCCGGAGGUUUCAAUCCUUGGGCUGGAGGAGGUGGCUGGGAAGGACCAUGGGGACCUCCUGGGAACUUCUUCAGCCCUAGGGGUGGCCGCCACGGCAGACACGGUGGAAGACACGGCCAGCAUCACCACCGACCAGGCACUCCCGGAUCGGACGAGGAGAGCGGGGAUUCGGAAGGCCACGACUUUGACAUGGAGGAUUCUCCCGAUACUCUGAGAGACGACGCCCCUCGCGGGCCUCCUCACCCACCACCCGGAGGCUCCCACAUGGGAGAUCAUCCUCACCCGCCCCCUCCACCUCAUUCUGGCCCACGUCACCACGGACGCCAUGCUCGGCAUGGACCCGGACACGGCGGUCCAGGUCCGUUCGGGCGAGGCGGCUGUCGCGGUCGCGGAGGCCCUCGUGGAAGACAUGGCCCCCCGGGCCCUCCCCCGCCCUUCCCCGGUUUUAAUGGUUCUUUUGACCUCCGUCCUUUGAUGCAAGCGCUUUCUGGUCACCCAGCAGCUCAAGCAUUACGGGAGUAUUUCGACCGUACUACCUCUCGAGAGGACGGAUCAGCUGAGCGCUCCGGCGACCAGGACGAAACCUUCGUCCCUCCCGUCGACAUUUUCAGCACCGAGAAGGCUUAUGUCCUUCACAUCUCACUCCCUGGUGCUGUUAAGGAGGAUGUUGGCGUCAACUGGGAUGCCGAUAAGAGCCAACUGAACGUUGCUGGUGUUAUCUACCGCCCUGGUGACGAGCAGUUCUUGCAGUCGCUCACCUCCAGUGAACGCAAAGUCGGCAUGUUCGAGCGCAGCAUCAAGCUACCACCUGCAGACAGCAACGAGAAGGAGGAGGUUGAUGGGUUCGGCAUUACUGCCAAGAUGGAGAAUGGAAUUCUCAUUGUCACCGUUCCCAAGGCGGAAAAGGAGUGGACCGAGAUCCACAAGGUUGAUAUUCAGUAGUAGGAACAUGGUGGAUACCAUGACUUGACUUUGGGUUGUUUGGCGUUUUGGUUUGAAUUGGUGAGGGCUUUGUCAAGGGAUAGUUUUUAAUAUGCGAGCAUCGAAGACGCAAGCUAUGAUAUGGUUUCCCGAUAGUAUAAAUCACAAAAACAAUAUAAAUUGCGCCUUCGGGCCAUCAACCAACCAAAUUUUUUUUUCCGGGCAUCUCAUGAUUUUGUGACAUCUGUGAGACAAGGCAUAUACUAUGCCAUGUGUG